Messenger RNA from Numida meleagris (helmeted guineafowl), 4035 nucleotides. RefSeq names its product sciellin (gene SCEL). NCBI's taxonomy places the organism in Eukaryota, Metazoa, Chordata, Aves, Galliformes, Numididae. Gene Ontology annotation, biological process: epidermis development. The record is from RefSeq and is a predicted model, not a curated record. The coding region runs from base 225 to 1388 and encodes 387 amino acids. Gene Ontology annotation, cellular component: cytoplasm. The transcript has 18 exons.
CCUUUUCCACACCUCCUGCCUCCUCCUUAAGUGACUCAGCCUCUGAAGUAGAAGUCUCUUGACUUUGCAGACAGCUGGAUGGAGAACAACAGUUCGGCUCUCAGUCUGCUUUGAUUAUACCUCACUUCCAGGUAUCUCCAGGUUGACUUACCAUACUGAGCCACACUAGGACAUUGACUUCUACCAUAUCUAGAUUCCCACAGAACGACACCCCACUGAAGAAAAUGUCGGUCUUCAGCAUACGAAAGCAGUCUCCUAAUCAAAGUGAUAAUAAGAGCCCUUCUGUUGCAAUUAAAAGCAGACAGCAAGUUAAUCAUGAUGUUAACAAACGACGGACCCUUCUGCAAGAUAACAGCUGGAUAAAGAAGAGACCUGAAGAGGAAAGUGCUGAUGAAAACUAUGGAAGGGCUGUGCUUAACCAAUACAAAUCCCAAGAUAGCCUACACAGUGCAAAUGAAAAGGAAGAUCAGAAAACUGUACUUGGACGAUACAGAUCUGAUACUAACUUGGACAGAAUUCCAGGCAGUAGUGAUAUCGACAAAAUAAAUAAGUCUCCCACUCUGAAUAAUAAGCAAAACAAUAGACAAUCUUGGACUCCUAAUGCGUCCUCUGCAAACACUCCUGCCACUUCUCCAAUCAAGAAAAAAAGACAAUCUUGGAUGCCUCCCCCAGUUUCAAGUAAUAAGACCACAACAGAAACAGUGGAAUUCAAACAGGCCCCUUCAUCAGAAAACUCAAAACAUCCAACAAGUGCUGCUUUUUCAUCAGAACAAGUAACCCCUCAAAAAUCAGAGACUGAUGUAGAUGAUCAAGCAAGCAGUCAAGAUCUUGAUGACCUCGUCAAAGUGAAUCCACAGUCUUUCACAAGAGACAAGGAAGUAAAAGACCUUGAGGAUUUUACUGAAAUAAAUGCUGCUUCUCAGAAAAAUAAGAGAGAUGAGGACCUUGGUGAUAACACGGAAGUAAAGUCUACUGAUGACCAAAGUAAAAAGGGCAUAACUAUGCAAAUAUAUGAAAAUCCUCCAAGUGCUCCUAACAAUGUCGCAGAAGUAACCUACCACAGUGACAGCAAAAGAAAGAGCAGAAACUCAUCACAUCAUGCCUAUGAAGAAAAUAUAACUGGAAAUACUAUCAAAACUGUUUACUCUACUUCUGAUCAGAGUAUAAUUGGAAAAGAUAUAUGUACAUACUGCAGGAAGCCCUUGGGUAUAGAUGCCAAAAUGAUCUUAGAUGCCUUGCAGAUUUGCUGUCAUUCAACUUGCUUCAAGUGUGAAGUAUGCAAAAGACCACUGGAAGAUCUGAAAGCAGGAGACAGUGUUUGGAUUUACAGACAAACUGUACAUUGUGAGCCUUGCUACUCCAAAAUUAAGGAAAAAUGGAUCUACUAAUUUUGACAUUCAGAAAGUAAGACAAAGAAAUUCCACUAGUGUUUAAUUAAGUGUAUUGGCCUGUUACUUCAAACUGCUGAGGAACAUGAUCAAUUUUUAUUUCUAGAAAUUCUCUACUUCAUGGUUCCCAAAGGAAUUAAUUUCCAUGAUAAUUUAGAUGCCUUUUUAUACACACGUUCCAGAAAGCAAAACAAGAUAUCGUUCGGUAUAUUUAUCAGAUCUGUGAAAUUGCUAAACUGUAUGUAAAAACUAAUGAUAACUUAUUGAAAUGUUCUGAAUAGUAGGACAUACUUACACAUCAGUUCUGAAGGCUGUUUGUUCUUUUUAUUGCAACCACAUCUCCUUAGAAAUAACAAACUGUUUUCUCUGUGAAGCAUGAAAGGAAUUCAUCUCAUCUAUGAUUAGCCGUCUAAAAGUCAGUUACUCAGUUUAAACUACUGGUUUCAUAUAGAGUGAGGAGAGUUCUUCUUCACCCUUUGAAGACAGACAUGAAUCUUCAGAGGAAGAUUCUUCCCAAAUAACUUAAAUGAUAACUUUAAGAUAGAACAAAUGCCUUUGGAAAAUACAUCUAUCUUUAUUAACAGCAGAGGUAUUAUAAACAGAAAAACUGUUAGGUGAGUUAUCUCAGUAGUAUCCCGCUCCAUGUCUUUAAUCCUGGUAACUAUUGUAUUACCAGUUGUAUUUUUUUAAGAAGUGCACACUUCAUAGCUGCCAUGAAGUCACAGAAUACAUACUUUGCCUGACAUUAUGUGGUAUUUAUCUUUCCUACUCUAUUAAGCUGCCUGUCUGAAUAUCUGGGAUGGAUUAGUCUCUUCUAAAUUUAAACAUCUUUGGUGUGGAAGUAGAUACUUUUAGGAAGUGGUUGGUCAGAUUGAAAGGAUCUAUUUUAUGAUGAGGUUAACCAUGUUAUGAACAGAUGUUUUACUUUCCAUUGUUUACAAAGGAACCUGGGGUAAAUAUUUCCAAUCUCUAGACAUCUAUAUCAAGACAGAUGACCUCCUUCUCUUGAGCCUAUGUUGAAAGCUUUUUUUUUUUUUUUUUUGGACAGUGUAUGUCUGUUGAAGUACAGAAACUGAAGUAAGAGUUCACUCUCUGUCAUGUUUCUGCAACACUUAUUUGCCUUAAUUGCCUAAAAUAAUUAUUUCAGUGGUUUACUGGAAAAAAACAAAGGCAUUGACCACUAUUCUAUGCUUUGAGGUGUUUUAGAUCACCAUAUUCAGAGCUGAUUUUCCUUCUGUACCUCUCAGCUGAAAAGGACUUCUUAGGUAUGACUGUGACAGAGUUGAGUGCUUGGAGGCUGCUGGACCUGAGCAGAGCUUAGAAAACUGAAGAGUGCCAAAUCCAUAGAUUAAUGUUAGACUGCUGAAUGUCUGUCACAGCCUAAUUCCUCUCCUUGUUUGCACCUGCUCUAGUGGAGACGGGAGGUAAGAAUUUCUGUGUGAUUUAAACCAUUGGGCCCUCAACUGAAUAACAAUGCAGUCUGUUUGGCCUGGUUUAAACCAUGUACAUACUGUUGUAUGAAAAGGAGUCAUGUAACAGUAGAUAAUUUAACUAUUUUUAUGAAAAAUGAUUAUGUAUUAAUGACAGUACCUUUAGAAUAUCUGUUAUUAUAAAUCUUUUGUGUGCCCAUUGCUGAUGACACGCUGUAGUUAAACUAUUCUUGAUAUUGUCCUGUGCUUUACUGGGGUAAUGAGACUUGCACAACUGGUGGAGAAAAUCCAUAGAGGAGUUUUAAUACUGGGUCACAAAUUUGGUCCUGUUCAGAGACCAACAGUUAUUGCUAAGGCUGAAUUACAGUGGAAGUUGUUGGAUAUUCACCUGAGCCAGCACAUUAGAAUCCAGUAUAUCCUAGUGUUUGAGAAACCAGGAAAAAACUGUGGAUCCAAAUAUCUGCUACUUGAAUGCUCACUGACAGAGAAGUAGCAAUACAGAAACAAUAAAUAAUAAUUCUGUGCUCAUUAAUUCCUCCUUGCUGAACAGCCCUGGCUAUUUUGCCAUGUGAAUUGAUUUAUUUUUUUUUAAUUAUUGUAUGUUGUAAUUUUUCUGAAAAGAAACACCAGUUUUGUGAUGUUUGAUAUUUACCAUAUAAAAGCAUGGAUAGCCAUACUCAUUUAAAAAAAUCAUAUUAACAUCUCAAUAGUGAUGUAUCAAAACGUAAUUGUUUUUUGUCCUUUUUGCAUAUCAUUAGCAUGUGGUGUUUUAUUUCUCUUUGACUGCUACUUCCAUGAAACUAUCCAAACGAGCAGUUUGCUGACAGCUGUUUUAAUGGUUAUCUUCAAUAAUGCAUUAAAUUAGACUGAAAAGCUGUAUUGAGAGGUGAUGUACUAAAUUAUGUGGGAUUUUGUGAUUCAUCAGGCCCAUUUUCUCAAUGUGUAAUGGAUACUUUCUUUUGCAAAUCUUGGGCAUAACUCUACAGGGGAAAAAUUCAUUCAUGCAUAUAAAUAUGUAGAUAGCAUCAAAACUAGUAAUAUUUACAAGUAGAAGGAUUGUCACAAGAACUGUUGCACUGUUGUACUGUAUUCUGCUGUAUCCUAUGUAGGUUGUUACAGAACACUCAGUCUUUGCUUGAAGCAAAGUGAUAAACACGUUAAUAUUGUCUUCUAGUCUUUUUCCUCUUGUAAUAAAUGUCUCUAUGAGUUUGACAAGA